AUGGCAUUGGCAGGACGCAAAGCUUCCCAUAAAGGCCUCAAAAUCUGCUUGGCCACGACCAUCAUCUUCCUGCUCCUCAUCAUUGCAGUUUCAGUCACCUUGUUCUUCACUGUCUUCAAGCCCAAGCAGCCCCAGGUUACAGCCCACCCCGCAAGCAUCGACACCAUUCAACUCCAAAUCUACCCUACUUUCAGCCUCAACGCCACACUCGGCUUAGUCAUCACCAUCAACAACCGCAACUAUGGCAGCUUUAAGUACAAGAACACCACGGCUUCCAUCAGCUACCAUGGAGCUUCAAUUGCAGAAAUUCCAAUCGAGCAUGAUAUGGUGCCUGCUCGAGGCCAGCUUAACAUCACGACUUAUGCGAAUGUUACUGGAGAGAAGAUGGUUUCUAGCCCUUAUUUCUGGGACGAUGUUCGUGGGGGCAGAUUGGAGUUCUCGUCGGUGGCAACUUUGCAUGGGAAAGUGAGUGUCAUGAAGAUAUUCAAGCUGGGUGCAGAGGUGGUUAGUACCUGUGAGAUUUCUAUGGUUAUUCAAACCCUAGCUUUGGAGUCCAAGUGCACUUCCAAGAUCAAGCUGUGA
Molecule: messenger RNA, 582 nt
Organism: Diospyros lotus (date-plum)
Lineage: Eukaryota; Viridiplantae; Streptophyta; Magnoliopsida; Ericales; Ebenaceae
Exons: 1
Coding region: 1-582 (193 amino acids)
Cellular component (GO): plasma membrane
Source: RefSeq, a predicted model, not a curated record